CAGGGGCGUUUAGCUCGCCGAACUUUCCGCAUAACUACGACAGCGACCUGCGGUGCAACUGGACAAUCGCUAUCGGUGUGCCGGUGUCGUCAGUAGUGCUGACCUUCGACACCUUUAAACUGGAGUAUGAGCCCAACUGUGAGUACGACUACGUGGAAGUGUGGGAGAGGCGUCUGGAGGAGGAACAUCUACUGGGAAGGUUUUGCGGGAACAAUGAAACCCAAGACAACUUUCCCCCGGCACAAGUCCGCUCCGAGUCCCGCCAGUUUACAGUCAUGUUACCGCAGUGACGCAUGGGUGACGUCAGGUGGCUUUCAAUGCCAGUUAUGUCAGCAAUGCAAGCGGGGAUGUGACAUGUGAUCAGUAUGAGUUUCGCUGUUCAGACGGUUCAGAAUGCGUCCCCAUAGUUCUGUCCUGUAACGGCCGCAAGGACUGCUGGGACGGUAGUGACGAAAGCGGCUGUGAGUGCCAGACUAUCCCGGACGCACACAGUUUCUGCAAAGGUGAAAUAACGUACGAUCGCACGACUAGCAGAAACCUCCUGGGCUCAAAUAUCCCACCGCAGGUUUUGGAAGGCAUUAUUCACCACAUACAAGCCCAGGCGGGGACGUGUCAUCCCGAUGCCUCUGCGUUCAUAUGCACCCUCUUGGCGCCAAAGUGCGAGAACAACAGAACGCGGCCUCCGUGCUACUCGUGGUGUCAGGAAGUGCAGGAGGCUAUUCUUCUCCCAAACUGCGCAGCCCGAGAGUGGUUCUCCCAACUUCAGUUCCCGUCUUGCGAUACGUUUCCUCACGAAGACUGCUACAAUGUUGAGGAACGCCAAAGUUGCUUUUACGGCAGAGGACAGAAUUACAGGGGAACUCAAGGCGUCACUGAGUCUGGACAGCAGUGUAUGGAAUGGCAAAGCGCACUACCGUUUGACACGUCCAUAGAGAGUGCAAUCCGUCCCUACAACCUGGAGAAAAACUACUGCAGAAAUCCUUACAACUCCGACAGACCCUGGUGCUAUGUUUUAAAAGAUACCUUUGUGGACGUCACCUCAAAGUUUUGCAACAUAUCUACCUGCGAAGGAGAUCACCUGUUCAACUGUGGAGUCAAGUAUACAAACACCAGUGGGUGGUUUGCCAGCCCAGGUUUCCCCCAGGCGUACGGCAUAGCGAUGCAGUGCAAGUGGGAAAUAACUGUGGCCCAGACGUAUAUGAUUGAGAUAUCAUUCACCGACUUUGACCUCCAGCCUGGCUCUGACGGCGGAUGUCUGUACGACAAGGUAGAGAUGUUUGAUGGAGAUUGGCCUGACGGGAGCUUCACCUCCUUAGGAGUGUUUUGUGGUAGUGCUACGCCACCAACCAAACGAACAAGAAGUUAUAUCCUCACUGUGAAGAUGUCUACAGAUUAUGUGAAUAAUUCGCGAGGUUUCAAUGCCUCCUAUGUAUCUCUUACUCGAGAACCAGUAGGGUGUGCAGAAGGGACCUGGCUGUGUGCGGACCGAGCCAGCUGCGUUUUGGUCAAUCUUCUUUGUGACGGCAACCCUGACUGCUGGGACAGAAGCGAUGAACAAAACUGUGAGUGCCACCAGAUCCCGAAAGAAGUUAUAUUUUGCCCGCCGAGUAAUAUGCAGCCUUGGCCAACAAUAUUCCCCAACCUGUACAACCAUCAAAAUGUUACAGAGGUGUUACAAUCAAGGCAAUUAAGACAGAUAUUUGAUGAUGCUUCGGCGUUAACAAAAUACCCCUGUCACCUACAGGGCUGGUUCUACACAUGCUACAGCUUCUUCCCGGUUUGUUCCGCCAGACGGCGCGUGCCCCCCUGCCGUUCAUGGUGCAUAGAGAUCCGCGAUAGGUGUCAGGAGGAUAUAAGUGCCGAGCUGCUGGAGCUAGUACCCUGUAACGACCUGCCUUCUGAAAACUGCUGGGAGGGAACUGACUUGACGGAGGCUAAAGAGUGUUACUACGGCAGUGGUCAAAACUACAGAGGAAGCAUAACCGACACAGUCAAAGGUAAACCCUGCAUCGGAUGGGAAAGUAGGACGUACGAACUAGACAAGUACCCGUGGGCGAACCUGGAGCAGAACUACUGCCGUAACCCUGACGGAGCGGAGCGGCCGUGGUGUUACGUGGGAGAAGAUGGUGAAUGGGACUACUGCAACAUCGAACCUUGUAGUGGUCGUGUUUGUCCUGACCGUGGCGUCCCCCGGAGAGUCAUCCCCCUGCACCAGGCCAAGGCCUACUACUGGCCGGGAGAGAAGGUGUCCUACAGCUGCGAGGACGGCUUCACUCUGGUGGGGCCGGCCAUUUCGGAGUGUCAAAGAGAUGCCAAGUGGGACCCCGAAGAAGUGCCGACUUGUAUAGUUGACGAGAGAACGCUGCUUCUGGGUGAAAAACUGAACAGAACCCUGUACAACCCCAACCUCCGCCCGAAUAGCGACAAAGUUAUCAUUACGGUGGAGGGCCUUGUCAGCAGUAUUGUCAAUGUCGACGAAACAAUACCGUCCAUCACCACGGACACCAGCUUUUACUUGCAUUGGAACGACCCUCGGCUAGACUGGGAGCCGUCAUCCUAUGGCGACCUGCAGCGUAUAGAGUUCCCCGCCAACAAUGUAUGGAGACCGAGUAUCCAGCUGUUGAGGAAUGCCAAUCCUGACUUCCGAGGUUUUCCUGACGUUAACGUGGCCAUCAAAGAGGACGGAGAGAUUACGUGGACAUUAGAAAAUCUGGUGGUGACUACGUGUGAUCUCAACCAAUACUUCUUCCCAUUUGACAAUAUGACGUGCCCGGUGUGUGUGCACGUGGGAGGAAAGUUCACGUCUGGUGACGAGCAGGGUGACGAGAUUCGCUGCCGAGAAGAGAACUCUACCGAGGGUGUGAUGAACUGCAGCGUUUCCCAGGCGGUACAGGGAGGAGAAUGGGUUGUAUUGGUCAAUAUGGAAGCCAGAGACAACCAGGCUUGUCUGAUGUUGCACCUCCGGAGGAAGCCGACCUAUCACUUGUGUACGACCGUCACACCGUUCAUUGUCCUGUCGCUGCUGAUGUGCGUCACGUUCUUCAUCCCUCCGGACAGCGGAGAUCGGCUCGGGUACGGCAUGACCAUCCUCCUGUCCAUGUUCGUCAACCUCGUGGUCAUCACAGACUUCCUACCGCGGUCCGGGAACAUCCCGUUCAUCGGUAUCGUGAAUAUAGUAGCCAUCGUCAUGAUGAGUUUCUUCAUGCUGGUGACGACUUGGGUGGUGAGGCUGUCCCGUAGAGAGACGGAGAUGUCUCAGUGUACCAAAGUCUUCUUCCUGGCGGGCUGCGCACGCCUAGUGCUGCUCGGCGAUAUGAGAAGGGCUUCAGAAGAGGACAAGUCGUCCAACAUGGAUGGGGUCACUUUGAUCAACAGCAGAGUGGUUCCUGAAUCGGACCGGCUGGACGACGGCGAAGCACCUGGCGGCAGUCCUGAAGCCGACGUUGUCACCGUGUUGAAAGGCCUGCAGGCCGUCAUGAAAAGCAACCAGCAGAGUCUGGAGGCCCUGAGAGAGAGCUUGGAAGGCUGGAAGAAAGGCGGACCGGGCUCCGAUGAUCGUGAGGCAGGAGAGAGCGACUGGGAGCGGCUGGCUCACGUCCUGGAUCGACUUUGUUUGAUCUUUUACCUCGGUGGGCUUAUCGCCUCCGUACCCAUUAUCUUUUACUAUGGGAACGGCCGCAUAGUAAUCUAGAGAAUGACACUACAUUUGUAUGUUAACGUUUGAGAAAGGAAUGAUACAUUUUUUGUUCUAACGAGGUAAAUUUGAUGUGAUUAUGGGUCGUGCAUAUUGGAGGGGACAAAUACGUGGGUACUUUGCGCAAAUAAAGCAAUGUGACAGUCAUAGAAUGGGGAACACUUAACAUGUGGUUACAGGCUUUGUGUAAGUUCGUAACAUGUUGUGAACUUGUGAUAAUGAUAUUGUUAUGCCUAAUCAUACAUGUGUAGCACACAGGUUCUCAGUAUAUAGCAUGCAAAAAUUUGUGUGUAAGUAUAUAAUGAUAUAUAACAAUGUGAUAUACAUGUAAUGGUAAAACAUCUAGUCAACAGGAAUGCGACUGGCCAAUUAAAUUGAUGUUACA
Molecule: messenger RNA, 4079 nt
Organism: Branchiostoma belcheri (Belcher's lancelet)
Lineage: Eukaryota; Metazoa; Chordata; Leptocardii; Amphioxiformes; Branchiostomatidae
Exons: 23
Coding region: 893-3691 (932 amino acids)
Biological process (GO): nervous system process; chemical synaptic transmission; monoatomic ion transmembrane transport
Cellular component (GO): synapse; membrane; neuron projection
Molecular function (GO): protein binding; transmembrane signaling receptor activity; extracellular ligand-gated monoatomic ion channel activity
Source: RefSeq, a predicted model, not a curated record